Molecule: messenger RNA, 309 nt
Organism: Schistosoma turkestanicum
Lineage: Eukaryota; Metazoa; Platyhelminthes; Trematoda; Strigeidida; Schistosomatidae
Source: the annotation of a GenBank genome assembly
AUGUUUUUUCCAAUUAUUGUUUUAGUAGUCGUAGCUUCAGCAAUCAAAUCUGUGAUCCUGUCAAGUGAUUAUGACUUGAAGAGAAAAGAUGUUAAUGAACUUCUGUCUAAAGAAAUAGAUUAUGAAUUAAUGAAAAAAGGUGUUAAUGAAAUGACGUCUCUUGAAAUAGCUUUAGCAAUCGUUCUACUGGAUGAAGAUUUAGCAAAAAAACAGAAAGCGCUUGCUGAUAUCAAUCUUCACCAUAUCAAUAAUGCGAAACUGAAAGAUGGUUCUCAUGAAAUCAACAAUACUGAUUCUUCGUCAAUUUAA